AUGACUGGCAGGGCCGUCCUGAGGGGUGGAGCAGAGGAGCAGUGGCUCCAGGCGGCAGUUUCGAAUGAGAAACUCGACAUCAUUGAGUCCAGAAAAGCUCUAAAAGCUAUCGACGACUAUUUUGUCAAAAUAAGGACUGACGACGACCAUUUUAGAGAAAUAUUAGUGGAUGCUGCAGAGCUGGCAGAAGAGCUGGAAAUUGAAGCAGUAUGGAGACAUCCGUGGCGCCGCUCCUACCACAAGAGGCGGAAAGCUCAAUGGGAGACGGACCCCAACUACUGUCAAAUGGUGCGCGAGAUCCCCCCCUACGACAAGGGUCGGCGGCUGCUCGACCUCAUGGACAUGGCCGUGUUCGAUUUCCUUAUUGGGAACAUGGACCGGCACCACUACGAGACUUUUAGGUUAUUUGGUAACAAUACUUUUACUCUACAUCUGGACCAUGGGCGAGGCUUCGGUAAGCCUUACCACGACGAAGUGUCAAUAUUGGCACCAGUACUUCAAUGCUGUAUGAUAAGACAGUCUACGCUAGAAGUAUUACUUAA
Molecule: messenger RNA, 542 nt
Organism: Sitophilus oryzae (rice weevil)
Lineage: Eukaryota; Metazoa; Arthropoda; Insecta; Coleoptera; Curculionidae
Product: extracellular serine/threonine protein CG31145-like
Exons: 4
Biological process (GO): protein phosphorylation
Cellular component (GO): Golgi apparatus
Molecular function (GO): protein serine/threonine kinase activity
Source: RefSeq, a predicted model, not a curated record